CAGCUACGUCACGGUUUGAGCGGAUCAAAUCGCGCUACGGUUUCGAACAUCGGCCGGCAACGGCGAGAAAUUGUUGGAGAUUUGAUCUGGAUUGAUCACAAAAAGAGUGCUUUGAUCGUUUCAUGGUUAAUUGAUCAUACUUGAAGCAUCCUGUAGCAUGGCUUAGUAUGAGACAAAAGAUAUGCCUUGAUUCAUUAAGAAAUGUACAAUAAUCUUGGGGCGCAGCCUGCUGUGCCUAGACCGCCUAACACACUGCCAGAUCCUUUCGGCAAUUCGUUCUAUGGUGCAAGUCCAGAAUUCAUUAGAGGUGGAUUGGGUGCUUAUGGAGAGAAAAUUUUAGGGUCCAGUUCUGAAUAUGUACAAAGCAAUAUUAGCAGGUAUUUCUCUGAUCCACAAUACUAUUUCCAAGUCAAUGAUCAAUAUGUGAGGAACAAAUUGAAGGUUGUUCUUUUCCCGUUCCUGCACAGAGGCCAUUGGACAAGAAUCACGGAGCCCGUUGGUGGGAGGCUCUCCUACAAACCUCCAAUUUACGACAUCAAUGCCCCGGACUUGUACAUUCCAUUUAUGGCAUUUGGUACCUAUGUGGUUCUCGCAGGCUUAUCUUUAGGUCUUAAUGGGAAGUUUAGCCCUGAAGCUCUUAGCUGGCUUUUCAUUAAGGGUGUCGUUGGCUGGAGCCUGCAAGUUUCCCUACUGAAGAUGACAUUGUUCUCCUUGGGUAAUGGCGAGGCUCCUCUACUUGACAUGGUGGCAUAUGCAGGAUAUGCUUUCACUGGACUGUCUGUAGCUGUGCUGGGAAAAUUGUUGUGGGGCUAUGCAUACUACUUUCUCUUGCCGUGGACGUGCGUAUGCAUGGGAAUUUUCCUGGUAAAGACCAUGAAGAGGGUUCUUUUUGCAGAAGUGAGGAGCUUUGAUUCGAGCCGGCACCAUUAUCUCCUUCUCUUCAUCGCCUCGGCGCAGCUUCCCCUGCUGAUAUGGCUGGGUAACAUUAGUCUUAAUUGGCUUAUAUAGACUAUUACACUGAUAAUAAUGAGUGGUUAGGAACUCCACCAAGGAAGUGUUGCUGUUGAACUUUUGAUAUUACAACCUCAAAAGAAAUUUUUAUCUAUUUUUAUCCAGGUUUUCGUGCCUUUUGAAAUUGCCAUACUUCCAUUGAUUUGCUAGGAGCUGUUGGAAACAGAAGAGACACGUAAUGAACGUAACCCCACAUAUCCAAAAUUAAAGCUGCGAGUAACAACCA
This is a messenger RNA of Andrographis paniculata, 1237 nucleotides long. RefSeq lists its product as uncharacterized. The transcript is spliced from 7 exons. Gene Ontology annotation, biological process: endoplasmic reticulum to Golgi vesicle-mediated transport. The coding region runs from base 202 to 1008 and encodes 268 amino acids. NCBI's taxonomy places the organism in Eukaryota, Viridiplantae, Streptophyta, Magnoliopsida, Lamiales, Acanthaceae. The record is from RefSeq and is a predicted model, not a curated record. Gene Ontology annotation, cellular component: endoplasmic reticulum-Golgi intermediate compartment; COPII-coated ER to Golgi transport vesicle; Golgi membrane.